Messenger RNA from Mobula hypostoma (lesser devil ray), 6564 nucleotides. Its product is annotated as 1-acyl-sn-glycerol-3-phosphate acyltransferase gamma-like. Lineage: Eukaryota; Metazoa; Chordata; Chondrichthyes; Myliobatiformes; Myliobatidae. Bases 451 to 1581 code for a protein of 376 amino acids. The record is from RefSeq and is a predicted model, not a curated record. Gene Ontology annotation, molecular function: 1-acylglycerol-3-phosphate O-acyltransferase activity. The transcript is spliced from 10 exons. Gene Ontology annotation, cellular component: endoplasmic reticulum; endomembrane system.
GGACCCAGACGCUGAAGCUUACUGACAUCCUUCCUGUAGCCAUGUGACUGGAACUUCACACAGUGCUCCCAUUGUGGUCAUACUGACAGUUGUGGUACAUUGCUGAUCUUUGAGAGUUACAGCGGUUAAUAAAAGUUAAAGAUUGGCUUUAUUUGGAACAUACAGUGAGACGUGUUGUUUGCAUCGAUGACAGACACAGUUCAAGGAUGUUCUGGGGACAGCCCACAAGUGUCACUAUGCUUUUGGCACCAUCGCAGCGUGUCCACAACUUGCUACCUCUGACGGCGACGCCUUUGGAACGUGGGAGGAAACUGGAGCACCCGGUGGGAUCCCAGUCACGGGGAGAACGUGCAAGUUUCUGCAGACAGCCGUGGGAUUUGAGCUCCGACUGCCGGCACCGUGAGGUCGGUUAUUCUGAGUGAGGGGCCGUGUAAGCGUUUCUGAUUAACCAUGAGUGUGAUCGCCUACCUGAAGACUCACUUCAUCGUCCACCUUCUGCUGGGAUUUGUGUUUGUUGUCAGUGGCUUCUGCAUCAACUUCAUCCAGCUCUGCACUCUGCCCAUCUGGUUAUUCAGCAAACAACUCUACAGGCAUCUCAACUGCUUUCUCGCCUACUCGCUGUGGAGCCAACUGGUCCUGCUGCUAGAAUGGUGGUCCGGUACGGAAUGCACGCUUUUCACUGACCAGGCCACUGUGGACAAAUUUGGCAAGGAGCAUGUCAUUGUCAUCUUAAAUCACAAUUAUGAAAUUGACUUCCUGUGUGGUUGGACCAUGUGUGAGAGAUACGGCGUUCUGGGGAGUUCCAAAGUUUUGGCCAAACAGGAGCUACUGUACGUCCCCCUGAUCGGAUGGACGUGGUACUUCCUGGAGAUAGUUUUCUGUAAGCGCCGUUGGGAUGAGGACCGAGACACCGUCACGAGUGGACUUCAGGCACUGCGGGACUACCCACAGUACAUGUGGUUUCUGCUGUACUGUGAGGGCACUCGGUUUACCGAGAAGAAGCAUCGGAUCAGUAUGGAGGUGGCUGAGUCAAAGGGCUUGCCGAAGUUGAAACAUCACCUGUUACCCAGGACCAAAGGGUUCACCACCACAGUGGAGUAUCUCAGGGGGACUGUUACUGCUGUGUAUGACGUGACGUUAAACUUCCGAGACAGGGAGAACCCAACACUACUCGGGAUACUGCAUGGGAAGCAGUACCACGCAGACAUGUGUGUCAGGCGGUUUCCUCUGGAGGAGAUCCCCGAAGACGAGAAGGAGUGCGCUGCGUGGCUGCACAAACUGUACCAGGACAAGGACGCUCUGCAGGAGCAAUACAACAAGGAAGGCACGUUUCCCGGACAACGGAUUCAGCCCCGCCGCCGGCCGUGGCCCUUCCUUAACUGGCUCUUCUGGGUGGUGGUACUGCUGACGCCGCUGUUCAGCUUCACGGUCGGAGUGUUUGUCAGCGGGUCCCCGGUCCUAAUCUGCUCGUUCCUGCUGCUUGUGGGUGCAGCCUCAUUUUGUGUGCGACGGCUGAUCGGAGUGACGGAGAUCGGAAAAGGUUCAAGCUAUGGAAACCAGGAAUUCAAGAAGGCAAUAUAGAGACAUUAACAGACACCUAUUUACCGAGAUAACUCUGUGACUCUGGGAAUGUUCCACUCUCCUCCACCUACAGUAACUAACUAGCAACAGGAGCCAAGAACCAGCCAUUCCACGGUCUGCUGAUGGAGAGUGACCACCCUGGACCACACAGUCCACUCUCAGCCCACCAUCCCUACACCCUGUCAAACCCAGGCUCGUCCAUGCCCUCCCCACACUUCUCCUGGCUGGAGUUCAUCUCUUCCUCCCCACUUCCCCAGCGUCAGUCAGCUCUGCACCCCUACCUCCACAUAUUGGCAACUGGGAUUAACCAAAGGCUGAGCUCGAAGACCAGCUUGUAGUGGAUGUCAACCUCUGUCCAUGAGUGCAGCGGGAAAUCCAUUCCCCAACCACCCCCCCCACCCCACCGUCUGUUAGGGUAGCAGGGAAUCCAUCCCUCUCCUUUCUCUUCCUCACCACCUCUGCACCUCUGUCCAUGAGUGCAGCAGGAAAUCCAUUCCCCAACCUCCCCCUACCGUCCAUGAGUGCAGCAGGGAAUCCAUCCCUCCCCUUCCUCUUCUCCCUCCCCCACCCUUGUCCAUUAAGGUAGCAGGAAAUCCAUCCUUCCUCUUCCUCUUCCCCUCCAUCUCUGUCCAUGAGUGCAGCAGGAAAUCCAUCCCCCCCCCUUCUUCCACCCACCCGUCCAUGAGUGCAGCUGGAAACCUGUCCCUCUCCUUCCUCUUCUCCCUCCCCCCCCACCUCCCCCCCCCGUCCAUUAGGGUAGCAGGAAAUCCCUUUCUCUCAGUAUUUCCCUUUUUGCUCUUUUCAUUUUCUUUCUUAUCCUCUCUCUUUCACACCUUCCCUCGCCCCUUCUCUUUCCCUUUCUUUGUCUUUCUCUCAAAUUGGCUCCUCCCCACCCCUCUCUUGCUGUUCUUCCUUUCUCCAUGUCUCUUUAAAAGUCCAUCUGUCUUCCCUCUUUGUGAUGUCUCCUCCCUCUCCACCUCUUUCAAACCCCUCUCUGUCUAUCCAUAUAUAUCUUCAAAACCCUCCUCUCUAUAUAUCUUUCUCUGUCUUCAACCCCCUCCCCAUAUCUGUCUUCAACUCCCCUCUCUAUAUCUCUCUCUGUCCCUCUCCCCACCCCCUCUCUAUUCCUCUCCCCAUCCUCCCUUCUACAGUUUACCUGUUCUAGUUCUGGGAUUCUUCCUGGAUUCGUGCUCAGAUCUGAGGUGUAUGUAUUGGUUAAAUCAUGUAACUACCUUUGGUCUGACCCAAUACGAUGAUAGAAUUGUCUCUGUGGGGUUAGGCUGGCUUUAUCACACACAAACACCUUGGUUCUCGCCAGUUACUGUGUGUGUGUGUGUGUGUGUGUGUGUGUGUGUCUCUCUGACUGUCUGACUGACUGUCCCGGUAUGGGUUGUGUGUGAACGUCCCCGGUAAGGGUCGGUGUGUGUGUGUGUCUGACUGACUGUCCUGGUAUGGGUUGUGUGUGAACGUCCCCGGUAAGGGUCGGUGUGUGUGUGUGACUAACUGUCCCGGUAUGGGUUGUGUGUGAACGUCCCCGGUAAGGGUCGGUGUGUGUGUGUGACUAACUGUCCCGGUAUGGGUUGUGUGUGAACGUCCCCGGUAAGGGUCGGUGUGUGUGUGUGACUAACUGUCCCGGUAUGGGUUGUGUGUGAACGUCCCCGGUAAGGGUCGGUGUGUGUGUGUGACUAACUGUCCUGGUAUGGGUUGUGUGUGAACGUCCCCGGUAAGUGUCAGUGAGUGUGUGUGUGUGUGUGAGAGAGAGAGAGACACCGUCCCUGGUGAGGGUCGGUGUGUGUGAAUGUCCCCGGUAAGGGUCUGUACAUGUGUGUGUGUGUGUGUGUGUGAGAGAGAGAGAGACCAUUCAUGGUACAGGUCGGUGUCUGUGUGUGUGGCUGUCCCUGUUACGGGUCAGUGUGUAUGUGCGUGUGUGACUGUCCCUGGUACAGGUCGGUGUGUAUGUGCGUGUGUGACUGUUCCUGGUACAGGUCGGUGUGUAUGUGCGUGUGUGACUGUUCCUGGUACAGGUCGGUGUGUAUGUGCGUGUGUGACUGUCCCUGGUACAGGUCGGUGUGUAUGUGCGUGUGUGACUGUUCCUGGUACAGGUCGGUGUGUAUGCGUGUGUGACUGUUCUUGUUACAGGUCGGUGUCUGUGUGUGAAAGCUGGGUCUGGCACCACGGUGAUUGGGAAGACUCGGCCGUUCUGUUUACAGAUGAGGAUCUGUGCCCUCCAUUUGACCAAGUCUCAGUGGGACCCUGUGCACAGGUGGAUGGGGGGAGUUAUGUGCUGUACUAUACAUCUGCUCACUGUGACAGUGUGGAAUUAAACCCCUGCCUGGGUUCCCGGGGUCCUUCUAACCUCUGCAGGGCCAGCACAGUCUGGGCAAACCUGUCGGAUGCAAUAAAACCCACGUCAACCCUCUGACUGCGUGAGAUAUUACAGCGAACAUGGUGAACAUCUGCCUGUUGACAGCACACUGUUAGCAGCGUACUGAAGACAUGGUUUUCAGUGUUUCAUCUGAGUGUGCAGUGCAUUGCAGUGUUAACUCUUUUGGAAACUCCAUAACUUGAAACAACCGUUUAUCUCCCCGCUGACCCACCCAGCAGCAAGUAGGUGUAGCUUCCACCUAAAGGAGAUCUGGUUGUAGAGACAACAGAGUUCAUUACUAAUUUAUCCCCAUCCCUGUAACCAGCAGACAGGGCAGUGCCGAGGAGGUUCACACAGAGUCCACUCCCACACCCACGUUCCUGUUGUUCCAUUCCAGUAGGAGCACUCUGGGAAUGUUGUGUGGAUCGCCCUGUUUCUGCCUCACCUGUCCUGCCACUGGUCUGUGAGUGAGGGUGCCGUGGAUCCCAGCUCCCAGCUGCUGCACUCCUUACCUCUCCCACCCCUCCAACCCCUGAGAGUACAGAUACUGAGGGCCCACAAUGAGAGCCGCCUCCUCUACCCACUCGUCCCUUCCCUGGAUCAAACCAUCGCACUCCUCCCUCCCACACCCAAACGCGACUCUUUUCUCUCCCUUGCCCCUUCCCUCCUUCCAUUCUUGCCAGCACGCUGACCACAUCCUCACUUAAACACGGGGUAAUUUUUGGAAAGAACCAGUUCAAAAUAAAAGGUCCAGUGUUAGAUUGAUCACCGGGGGAGGGGGGAGUGAAGCCACAGGAGGAGCAAUGCUGGCUGAGGGAGCGAAGCAACCUCUACUUGACUAUGGACAUCUUGCAAAUGGUUCAUGGCGAUUUUGUGAAAAAUACUGGACUGAGAAUGGGGUAUGGACACUCUCAAUCAGACCAGAGUGACAGACAAGAGAAUAGGAACAUUCCCCAUUAGAAACUGAGCCUACGCAGAGGGAGCUUCACUCUGUGUCGAACUGUCCCUGUCCUGGGAGUGUGUGAAGGGACAGUGUGGAGGGAGCUUCACUCUGUAUCUAACUGUCCCUGUCCUGGGAGUGUGUGAUGGGACAGUGUGGAGGGAGCUUCACUCCGUAUCUAACUGUCCCUGCCCUAUGAGUGUGUGAUGGGACAGUGUGGAGGGAGCUUCACUCUGUAACUAACUGUCCCUGUCCUGGGAGUGUGUGAUGGGACAGUGUAGAGGGAGCUUCACUCUGUAUCUAACUGUCCCUGUCCUGGGAGUGUGUGAUGGGACAGUGUAGAGGGAGCUUCACUCUGUAUCUAACUGUCCCUGUCCUGGGAGUGUGUGAUGGGACAGUGUGGAGGGAGCUUCACUCUGUAACUAACUGUUCCUGCCCCCAUACAGAGUAUGAUCUAUUUCUAGAGCCUUUAAUGACAAAAUAUUUAUUCUGCAUUGGCAUCCCUCCCCUCUGUAAACAAAUAAUUUACUGAAAGCAUUGACAUGAUUGUUUUUAUAAUAUGGUAGUUCAUUUCAAUAAAGGAGUACGAUAACUGGUAAACGUGGGCUGUGGGUAGAUCCAUGCAGACAGGUGACAGGUUUCCAACCCUUUGGGCUGAGGGAGAUGUCUGUUCCACCCAGCACUGCAUCAGGGUUGGUAUCACUCGAUGUGAAGUGGUCUUUAUCACCAUCACCCACAGCAGUUCCUCUGGGUUACAUGCCCAUCUGAAGGUAACGGUGAGCCCACUCUGCCUGAGGUGAACAGAAGACAUAGGAGUACAAUUAGGCCAUUUGGCCCAUCAAGUCUAUUCCGCCAUUCCAUCAUGGCUGAUUUAGUAUCCUUCUCCCCGUAACCAUUGACACCCUGACUUAUCAUGAACCUAUCAACCUCUGCUUUAAAUAUAUCCAAUGAUUUAGCCUCCACACCCAUCUGUGGUGAUGAAUUCCACAGAUUCACCACCCUCUGACUAAAGAAAUUUCUUCUCAUGUCUUCUAAAUGGAUGCCUGCGUGUUCUGAGGCUGUGCCCUCUCGUCCUAUACUUCCCCAUUGUCGGAAGCAUCUCUCCACAUCCACUCUAUCUCGGCCUUUCAAUAGUCAGCAGGUUUACCAUAAGUUUCCCCUUCAUUCUUCUGAACUCUCUCGAGUACAGGCCCAGAGCCAUCAAAUGCUCCUCUUACCAUUGUAAGUACUUUAGGGCUGUGCUGAUUUGUAUGUUCCGGGCUUUGGGGCUGUAGAUGGGGACUGAUCUGUUGUACGGCAAGACGUGGCAAUUCCUUUCCAGUCUUCCACUACUGAUCCCCUGCUUCUUCCCAUCUCUGCAUGUCCGACGGUAUCACGCACUUAACACAAGGACUUCAGGGAAUGCCGCACUUGUAGCGGAUAAACCGCGCCGCGGUUCUCGGGACCGUGGGCGCCUGUCGCGUCCAUCCUGCAUUUCAGAAUAAAGGAAUAAAUGAUUUCACUCUUUCCCCCGACUCAGGUCUGCUGCUGUGGGUUCACCCCCGACACUAGGUGGGGGGACAUGGGACAGGCAUAGAGGCUGGUGCACUGGUCAUGAAAGGUGGGUGGUAUUUACACUGAGGAACCGGGAACUCUCAAUUAUCUCUGCCUGAGCAGCUCUGAUAUGGACAACAGCAUG